GUAAAGGACCAAUCACAUGAUUCACAUCCCUCUUGGCACAAAAUUCUACCCAGUGUGAAUUUUCCAUUACGUAAACUUCAAGCUCCAUGAAACGGACAAUUUCAAAAGUCAAGCCUUCAUUGUCAGGCAAGAGAGCCAACUCGGGAAGGCUAAGUAUGUAAAGAUGCAUAUUUUCGGCCUUUGGAAGAUGAAUUAACAGAAUUUCCAACAGCCCUCUUUCCAGCCAAUUUCUCAAGUCUUCCUUAGUCAAUUGUCCAAGUCAACUAGCGUAGUAGACACACAUAAUACAGUAGUAACUAACACUCCUAUAUUAUGAACAGCAGAGGGGAUGAAGUAGACAAAAUUCACCAGAGAAAUUUAAUGGUAUUAUAUUCUUCUUCUUCUUAUUGAAUAAGGGAUUUGGCUCCUUAAUUGUGAAAUAUUUUUGGAUGGCUGCGCACUGUGUGUUCAGUUUCCUGUUUCAACUCUGUUAUUUUCUGCUUCUUCUCUCGGCUGCAGUUCAAGGGUAUGACUAUGAGGAAUGUCAACCUAGUCUCUGUGGGUAUCUGGGGGAAAUCUCCUUCCCCUUCACCACCACUUCGAAACGAGAAUGUAGCGUACACAUAAGUGGUUGUGAGAACAGCACUGCAGUAAAAAAACUUCAUCUGAAAAGCCAUCGCUAUGAGAUUGAUGGCAUCUAUCCGCAUGACAAGGACUAUUCAAUUUUGAUCCACAACGUUGCUGCAGCUGAAAUUGCUCCAUGGUUUGCUCAGGAUACACCUUUUCAUAUCCUGAAUACUAAUAGAAUUAACUUCACCAUAUGCAGUCAUAGCUCUACUCCUGGUCCAGAAACUGAGCACAUGUCAAAAUGGCCCUGUCCUUCAUACGACAUCUACUAUAAUUCAGCAUAUCAGGAUCACAAGUCCCUAACCUUUUUUCCAUUUGUGUGCUCACCACAAGUACCCUAUUCUGCUAAAUCAUGUGAGCCCUCAAUCUCACUUCUCAUGAUUGAAGUAGAAUUGAAGCCAUGUGCUGCUGGUAAUCCUCAAUGUGGAAAAAAACCCAAUAGCGUAGCUCCUGUCUCAACUCCCCCUGAUGCUGGAACAAAUAGCAAAGAAUGGCGUCUAAAGGCUGCUGUAAUAGGUUUAUCUAUUGGAUUGUUGGCAACCAUGAUCACAAUUGCCUCGUUUGCUAUUGUUUUUCUGUACAAACGUACUAACAAAUCUUCAGGCUUCCAAAACCAACCAAGAAGCACUAAUUCUGGUCCCUACAGAGGUAUAUCAAACCCAGAAAGUAGAGCUGUCUACUUUGGGAUCCAUGUGUUCUCCUAUGAGGAGCUCCAACAGGCAACAAACAAUUUUGAUCAAGCUAGAGAGCUUGGAGAAGGAGGCUUUGGGACUGUUUACUAUGGCAAUCUUCAAGAUGGACGUGAAGUUGCAGUGAAACGCCUAUUUGAGCGCAACUACAGGCCAGUGGAAUCAUUCAUCAAUGAAAUUCAGAUACUCACACGCAUGCGACAUAAAUAUCUUGUGUCCCUCUAUGGCUGCACUUCACGUCACAGUCGUGAGUUACUGCUAGUGUAUGAAUACGUCCCAAAUGGCACUCUUAGUUGCCAUCUCCACGGUGAUAAGGCAAAGCAUAACAUAUUGCCAUGGCAUGUGAGAAUGAGAAUUGCCAUAGACACUGCUAGUGCAUUGACUUAUCUCCAUGCUUCUGACAUCAUUCACCGAGACGUGAAGUCCAGCAACAUCCUCAUUGACAAUUAUUUUUGUGUUAAAGUUGCUGACUUUGGUCUUUCGAGAUUAUUCCCCAAUGAUGUCACACACGUCUCCACAGCUCCAAAGGGAACCCCAGGUUAUGUUGACCCUGAUUAUCGCCUGUGCUACCAGCUUACAACAAAGAGUGAUGUGUAUAGCUUUGGAGUUGUUCUUGUUGAGCUAGUAUCGUCUUUGCCAGCAGUUGACAUGAGCAGGGAGAGGGAUGAGAUAAAGUUGGCAAAUCUAGCCAUAAGGAGGAUUCAAACAAGGGCAUUUUGUGAGCUGAUUGAUCCUUCCCUUGGUUUCCAGUCAAAUGACAAGUUGAAAAGGGCGAUAAUUUCAGUGGCUGAAUUGGCUUUUCAGUGUUUGCAAGGGGACAAGGAUUUGAGACCCUCUAUGAGUGAAGUGUUGGAGGUGCUUCAGAGAAUUGAAAGUGAGAAGGAUGAGCCAGGGAGUUUUGAGGGAAUUGAAAUUCAUGGUGCUAGGGUUCCACAAAGUUAUACACGUCCACCACUUCCAAACAUGACACCGCAACGCCAUCAUCAAACACACUGAUGAAAGGGAUAAUGAGAAUAUUGUAUCAAAUAUCAGUUACUAGCUAGUUAGUCUUUCAUUUCAGAUGGUUUAUACUUGAUACUUUAUCAUCGUCCUACGAUGAAUAUAAGGAAUGAUAAUAUUUUGUAAAUUUCAUGUAAUACUACUACUAAUUGCAGAGUAUCCUUAUUUAUUGAAUAUGAUUAUAUUAUAAAGCA
Molecule: messenger RNA, 2488 nt
Organism: Lotus japonicus
Lineage: Eukaryota; Viridiplantae; Streptophyta; Magnoliopsida; Fabales; Fabaceae
Product: LEAF RUST 10 DISEASE-RESISTANCE LOCUS RECEPTOR-LIKE PROTEIN KINASE-like 1.2
Exons: 3
Coding region: 429-2291 (620 amino acids)
Biological process (GO): protein phosphorylation
Molecular function (GO): protein kinase activity; ATP binding
Source: RefSeq, a predicted model, not a curated record